Molecule: messenger RNA, 3430 nt
Organism: Lycium ferocissimum
Lineage: Eukaryota; Viridiplantae; Streptophyta; Magnoliopsida; Solanales; Solanaceae
Product: probably inactive leucine-rich repeat receptor-like protein kinase IMK2
Exons: 2
Coding region: 621-3242 (873 amino acids)
Biological process (GO): protein phosphorylation
Molecular function (GO): protein binding; protein kinase activity; ATP binding
Source: RefSeq, a predicted model, not a curated record
AGGAUCAAGUCAUAAUCAUAUAAACAGUCAUGGACAAAAUUGGUUAAUCAACAAAUAAAGACAAGGUAGAACUAUUAUUUUUAAGUUAAGAUUUUGUAGAAAGGGGACCCCACCUGGAAAAGAUAGCCGUUAGAGAAGGUAAGUAGCGGCUGGCAUAAUAAAAACAGCCCAGUUCCCAAACCCUAGACAUAAUAAUUCUUUUAUUUUUUCAGCUUUAAUCCACAGACUAUAAGUUUCCAAUGCAAAAGCCAAAGCAUUUUUAGUUGUAUAAAAAACUUUAUGGACCGACCAAAAAAACUAGCCGUUAUAGCCUUUCUAUUUUUUUAGCAACAUUAGUUAAAGGGCCUUAUGAAUCUGAUAUUACACCUGACACUUUUUUCAUGUCUCCCAAUAAAACUCACUCAUAGAUUCCUCCACUUUAGCUCUAUUAUUAUUAUUAUGCUCCACUUCACGUGGAAACCCCAGCUCCUCUUACUACAAAAUCUUCUUGUAGUGUCAACUUACUGUUUAGUUUCAAAUUAGGAAGAGAGUAGAGGGAAAAAAAAGAAACUAGAAAGGUUUCAUCUUUUAUUAUCUUAUAUUCUAUUCUAUUCUAUUCUGAGACUUUAGGUAAAGUGGUAAUGGGAGAUCAAGAUCGAGUUUUUAGUAGUUUUGAGCCAUACCCUUUUCGAGUUAACGAGUUUUUAACCCGAAAAGGAGCUUGGAGAUGCAUAAUUUCUGAUGAUGAGAAGGAAAAAUGGAAGAUGGAAGAUGGUGUUUCUACCUCAUUGAGGUGUUCAAAAAGGUUCUUUUUGUUUGCCCAAUUUUUCUUGUUAUUUCAGCUACUAAUAUCUGGAAUUCAGCCAGCUUUAGGUCAAGAUUGGGAUGGGAUAAUUAUCACAGCAUCAGAUUUUCAAGCAUUACAAGCAUUUAAGCAAGAGUUGAUUGAUCCAAAAGGGUUCUUGAAAAGCUGGAAUGACAGUGGAAUUGGAGCUUGUUCUGGUGAUUGGGUUGGUAUUAAAUGUGCUCAAGGACAAGUUAUUGUAAUCCAGCUUCCAUGGAGAGGUCUAGGUGGAAGAAUUACUGAAAAAAUUGGGCAAUUUCAAGCUCUUAGAAAGCUUAGCCUCCAUGAUAACGUCAUUGGUGGUUCAAUUCCUUCUACUUUGGGUCUCAUACCCAAUCUUAGAGGACUUCAACUCUUCAACAAUAUGUUGUCUGGUUCUGUUCCUGCUUCUCUUGGUUUAUGCCCUCUUCUUCAAACACUUGAUCUUAGCAAUAACUCAUUGUCUGGUACAAUUCCACCUAGUCUCGUUAAUUCAACUAAGCUUUAUAGGCUUAACGUUAGCUACAAUUCUUUGUCUGGAUCUAUCCCCACAAGUCUCACACAAUCUCCUUCCCUCAUUUUCCUUGACCUCAAAUAUAAUAAUCUUUCAGGUUCAAUUCCAGAUUCUUGGGAUGGAAAUGGAAAAAGCCUCGUCCAACUCCAGUCCCUUACACUUGAUCAUAAUUCCUUCACUGGAAGCAUUCCUGCUUCUUUAGGAAAGUUGAAUGAACUUCUUGAUCUUUCAAUUAGUCAUAACCAAAUGACUGGAGUUAUCCCAAGUGAUGUUGGGAGACUUUCUAGACUUAGAACACUUGAUUUGUCUUACAAUGCCAUUAACGGAAGCUUGCCUGAUAGCUUCUUCAAUCUAUCCUCACUUGUGGUCUUGAACUUGGAAAGCAACCAACUUGAUGAUCAAAUUACAGCAGCCAUAAACAAAUUGCAAAAACUCACAUUUCUCAAUUUGAGGAGUAACCAUUUUAGUGGUGAUAUUCCAGUCACUAUAGGAAACAUUUCUGCUCUUAGACAACUAGAUUUAGCUCAUAACAAUCUAAGUGGAGAAAUCCCAGCUUCUUUAGGUGAUUUACCAAAUCUUAGUGCCUUCAAUGUCUCAUAUAACAAUCUGUCUGGUCCUGUUACAACUGAUCUUGCUCAGAAAUUCAACUCGAGUGCCUUUGUGGGAAAUCUUCAGUUAUGUGGUUACAGUCCUUCAACCCCAUGUCCAAUAUCUCCAGCUACCCAAGCAGCUCCAUCCACCGAAACACCAAAAAAACGAGGUCGUAAACUAAGUACUAAGGACAUAAUUCUCAUAGCAGGAGGGGCACUUCUCAUAAUUUUGGUUCUGCUAUGUUGCAUUCUCCUAUGCUGUUUGAUCAGGAAACGAGCUGCAGCGAAAGCAGGGAAGGAUGGUGAAGCCACCGGUAGGACGGGUGCAGCAGCUAGAGGUGAAAAGGGUGUUCCACCAACUGCUGGAGAGGUUGAAGCAGCAGGAGGAGGAGAUACAGGAGGAAAACUUGUCCAUUUUGAUGGACCUAUUGUAUUCACAGCAGAUGAUCUUCUAUGUGCAACUGCCGAAAUAAUGGGAAAGAGCACUUAUGGUACAGUAUAUAAGGCCACGUUAGAGGAAGGCGAUCAAGUGGCUGUGAAAAGAUUGAGAGAGAAGAUCACAAGAGGUCAAAGGGAAUUUGAGACUGAAGUCAAUAUUCUUGGAAAGAUCAGGCAUCCAAAUCUUCUCGCGCUUAGAGCAUAUUACAUGGGUCCCAAAGGAGAGAAACUUCUUGUUUUUGACUACAUGCCUAAAGGAAGUCUGGCAACUUUUCUUCAUGCUCGCGGCCCUGAUACACCAAUUGAUUGGGCAACAAGGAUGAAAAUAGCAAAGGGUACAGCAAGGGGCUUGCUCUUCCUUCAUACAAAUUCCAACAUCAUUCAUGGGAAUCUUACAUCCAGCAAUGUUUUACUUGAUGAAAACACAAAUGCAAAGAUUGCAGAUUAUGGUCUUUCGCGCCUUAUGACUGCUGCUGCAAAUGCAAAUGUGAUUGCAACUGCUGGAGCACUUGGCUAUCGGGCACCUGAACUUUCCAAGCUCAAAAAGGCCAACACGAAGACAGAUGUAUACAGCCUCGGAGUCAUUAUACUGGAACUUCUAACUGGGAAGUCUCCAGGAGAGGCGAUGAAUGGUGUGGAUUUGCCUCAAUGGGUUGCAUCAAUUGUGAAAGAGGAGUGGACCAAUGAGGUGUUUGAUCUAGAACUAAUGAGGGAUGCAUCAGUUAUCGGUGAUGAAUUAUUGAAUACCCUGAAAUUGGCUUUGCACUGUGUUGAUCCGUCGCCAUCAGCUAGACCAGAAGUUCAGCAAGUUCUCCCGCAACUUGAAGAAAUUAGACCUGAAACAGCUACGAGUUCUGGGGAUGAUGGUGCUGCGGCUCCCUCAGCAAGCGAUGAAUAGAUACUACCAGAUUUCUCAUCUAAGUAAUUUUUAGGCAGGUGUUAGGAGUUUAGGUGCCACUAUUCUUUCAUUCUUGAAUUAGGUUGGUCAAGAGAGUGAUUUUAUUCUUCUACUGUCUGUAGAUACCCUAGUGUGUGCUAUUUGUUUUGUUAUUUUGAGCUGCAAUGGAAUCCUCCUAAUUUCCAUAA